AUGGCUUCCAUCGCUGAAACGACGGCCACCAUCGUGCCCGUCACAGAGGGCAAACUUGCUCUUACCGGCUCAGAGCGUGCUCCUCUGAAGCUAAGCGGUGCUCUCGACGCGUUUGAAUCAUUCGAAGUCACGCCCGUUAUUGGACGCGAGUUCCCGAACGCGAGCUUGAAGGACUUCCUGCGUGCUCCGAACUCUGAUGAGCUGCUCCGUGACUUAGCAAUCACUGUCUCCCAGCGCGGAGUCGUCUUCUUCCGCAAACAAGAUGGCCUAGACAAUGAUUUGCAGAAAGAACUAGUGCAGCGACUAGGAGAACUAUCCGGCAAGCCCAAGACAUCAGGUCUACACAUCCACCCCAUCGUCAACUCGGGGCGCGAAACCGGCGUCCAAGAUGACGAAAUCAGCGUUAUCAGUUCGAGGCUGCGGACACAAUUCUACUCCGACCGUAACCAGCGCAAGCAAAGCGCUCGCCGAGAAUGGCAUAGCGAUAUCACUUUCGAGCCGAUUCCGAGUGAUUACACUAUUCUCCGACUAACGGAGCUACCUAAGUCCGGUGGUGAUACCCUCUGGGCAUCCGGAUACGAAGUAUACGACCGCAUCUCGGAACCAUACCAGAAGUUCCUGGAGAGUCUGACGGCAACAUAUGCUCAGCCCAACUUCAACGAGAUCGCCAAGAAAAACAACUUCAAUGUUCACCUGGGACCGCGCGGUGCGCCCGAGAAUGUGGGCGAGGUACUAAGUGCUCAGCACCCUGUUAUUCGGACGAAUCCUGUUACGGGCUGGAAGAGCGUGUUUGCUGUUGGAACGCACGUGGAGAGAGUUAAUGACGUCUCUGAUGAAGAGAGUAAACAUCUCCUGGACUGGUUUGUCAAUUUGAUUCAGGAUAAUCACGAUCUCCAAGUGCGAUUCCGCUGGCAGAAUCCGAAUGAUCUAGCCAUCUGGGAUAACCGGUCUGCUUAUCAUGCUGCCACUUGGGAUUAUGAUGAUCUUGGCCCUCGUACGGGUCAUCGUGUUGUUGGUCUCGGCGAGAGGCCUUACUUUGAUCCUAACAGUGUGAGUAGACGGGAAGCGUUGGAGAAGGGUGAAUAA
Penicillium verhagenii is the source of this 1086-nucleotide messenger RNA. Its product is annotated as TauD/TfdA dioxygenase family protein. Gene Ontology annotation, molecular function: 2-oxoglutarate-dependent dioxygenase activity. The transcript has 4 exons. Gene Ontology annotation, cellular component: cytoplasm. NCBI's taxonomy places the organism in Eukaryota, Fungi, Ascomycota, Eurotiomycetes, Eurotiales, Aspergillaceae. The record is from RefSeq and is a predicted model, not a curated record. The coding region runs from base 1 to 1086 and encodes 361 amino acids.